AUGAAACUGAAUGUACAGCGUCCUGGAGACGCCACUGUCGGAAAGGCGAAGUCUCGAUCAAAACGUCCCAGUACUAAAGUGAAAUCGUCAGGCAAUGCCAAAGGUCCUAUUAGAAAAUCCAGUAGACUAGCGGCCCUAACACCUAGUACUACGAAUUCCAACGCUGGUAGUUCGAGGUCUGGUCUUAAGAAAGGUAAGGAAAAUGUCUCCAAAUCAUCAACCAUCAAAUCGGCACUUAAAUCUAGUGGGAAGCCUUCGGCCACGCCUACUGUAACUAUGAGUACACCACCUUCCAAGGAUUCCAAAACAGCGACACCAAAAACCAUUAAAACCACUAAGAAACAAUCGACAGGUAAAAAUGACACUAAUACUAAAGGUGGCCCGAACGUUGAAUCGACGAAGUCGAACAAAAGUUCGACUAGUGUGAAGGUAGAGAAAUCACAGAAAGUUAUAAAGCAGAAAACCACAAAGGGCAAGACAACCGGUAAGAAGGACACUAGAGUCAAAACUACAGCAUGCGAAAUAACCAAGGGUAGAGUUACGAGGUCGUCCACAGCAAACAAAACCGAUAUGGAUCACGAUGCAUCCAGCAAUGAUUCACUUCGCGUGGUCUCCAUUAGUAGCCAAGGCAAACCGAGCAAGAAGCUUUCCCCUAAGAUUAAGACAGCGAAGAACGCCACCAAGGGUAAAGGUAGGAUAGCAGAGUGGUCAAAAUUAUCUAAAGGCAAAAGUGCAAAGGACGGCUCUGCGAAGCGCCAAGUAAAAAAGGAACUACCCAAAUCUAAAGAAGAAGAACGGAAGGACGUCAACAAAUUAUAUAGUAGGUUACUAGUAGAACACCGUAAGCAGGAUGUCGUCAAAAUCACAAUAGCAGAGUUGCUACGUAGGAUCGGCAGCGAUAACUAUUCGGUGGCGUCUAAUAAAAGACAUAUAUCACGUAUACUUCAAGCAUGCCUUAAAUACGGUGACAAAGCUGUAAGGGCGGCCAUAUUCGACUCUGUCAAGAAAGAGUUUACAGUGGCUGAUCUUAAUGUACACAGUGCGAGAUUUUUAAUAAAGGUAUUCCAUUACUGCAAUGCUGAAGCCAAGGAUUUUUUACGUAAAUCGUUCUUUAACGAUCGUAAUAAAGCGCUUCUUUAUUCACGUUAUGGCUCUCUAGUCAUGGAUACCAUGUACCAGAAGCUGAAGAACAAGGAGCAACUGUCGAUCCUUAGGCUUUAUACACUCUCGAACCACUUCAUUCUUGACGAGUCGGCAAUGAAGGAUAUUCAAUCAGCGGGGACCCUGCAACAAUUUAUUACGGCCAUUGACAAAAGCAAGUCACGUGACUCCUGUGUGGAGAAGCUUCGUCUAGAUUUGUUGAAAAUGGUGGAUAAAGCACAACUUACAGCAUCACUAGCGCAUGACCUGAUCUACAUUUAUUGGAAACUUACCUAUAACAAGACCGAGCUGAUAUCGUUAUUAUAUAAAGUAUUUGGGCAGAUGUUAUCUACGAGAAAUGGUAACACUGUACUCUGUGAUCUUUUUGGUUACGCUGACAAGAAGAUGCGUAAGUCUAUACUAAAAGGUCUCAAGACCGAUUUCCCUGAAGCUGUGUACAACCAGCUGAACGUUACAUUCCUCAUUAAAGCUGUAUUAUCCACCGAUGAUACCAAGAUGUCAAUCGACUGUCUGAUAAAACCACUGCAGGAUGAACUUGCAAAGCUGAUAUCGCAUCCUUAUGGCCACCAGUUUAUACAUGCUAUACUUGAGCCUUGUAAAGAGGUGGACUCCGUGACUAGCCUAAAGGAUACGGCAACACGUCAAAAUGAGCUGCAGGAGUAUCUGAUACCUCGUUUAGUUGAACUUUUUAAAUCAAUCCAACUACGGGAGGUGAUAGAGAACAAAUUUGCACGUCGGAUCAUCCUGUCAACGUUACGAUUAUGCGGGGAUAGCGAGGUAUUUUCAUCGGUGGUUGAUGUCGUGAGAGAAGAUGUUGAGGAGGAGAUGUCGUUAUUUAACAACUUAGAAACACUACAAUUUAUUCAAACAUUAAUCAAAAAACCAGGAGAGAAUUUGGCUAAACAUCGCCCCUAUGCCGAAUUUUGGCCUAUAGUGAAAAAUAGGAUUAAUCGCAUAUUAUCCAGUAAAUGUGUAUUUAUUUUGGUAUGCAUUUUGGAGGCGGCUAUUAGGCAGGGUGAUGAGGAGGUCAUUUCUGAUUUUAAAGAGAUCGUCACAGUAGAUAUGAUCCGUGAUACAUGUCGUGCCCUUAACAAAAAGAGGGAGAAACACGUCGGUUUGGAUAUUUUACUGAAGCUACUAUCUUGA
Molecule: messenger RNA, 2307 nt
Organism: Babesia sp. Xinjiang
Lineage: Eukaryota; Apicomplexa; Aconoidasida; Piroplasmida; Babesiidae
Gene: puf6
Product: Pumilio homology domain family member 6
Exons: 4
Coding region: 1-2307 (768 amino acids)
Biological process (GO): regulation of translation
Cellular component (GO): nucleolus
Molecular function (GO): mRNA binding
Source: RefSeq, a predicted model, not a curated record